Pomacea canaliculata is the source of this 3723-nucleotide messenger RNA. RefSeq names its product coiled-coil domain-containing protein 105-like. The record is from RefSeq and is a predicted model, not a curated record. Lineage: Eukaryota; Metazoa; Mollusca; Gastropoda; Architaenioglossa; Ampullariidae. The coding region runs from base 218 to 1480 and encodes 420 amino acids. The transcript has 7 exons.
AUCAGCAGUGAGGAUUAUGGGUAAGUGGUUCUGAAGCUUAUCAAAAUUAAAUGCGGGACUAUUUUAACAGCCACAGAGCUAACCCGCGAGGCAUGUCUCCCUAGGCAACAGCUCAUGGCGAUCGACGCAUCCUGCUGACUGUUAAUUGGUAGCUAGCAACGCGGGAAAGACUUAGGAGAAAACCAGAACAGAAGUCAAAUACUGUUUUUUCCAAAAGAUGGCCAAAGUAUCUUCGAUUGUCAUUGGGCCGGCUAACUGGCGUAAUAACAGCAUAAAAACAGUUAAAUUAUCCCAAACAAUUGUACAGAAAAGUGACAAGAGCAAUGACUUGGGACGCUCGCUGGACCCGCUACCUCACAUGCGAGACAUCGUCGCCUCUCUCAGUAACGAAGAGGUUCGGCGUUACACCCGUGAUGUCCGCGUAGUGGUGGCUAAACUGAGAGAGAGCAUUCUGGACACGAACGAAGAAAUCAAAUCUCUCACUCGCGGGAAGGAAGCUUUGGAGAAAUGUUUGGAGCAUAUCCGCAAAGAUAUUCAGCUCAACAAGGACAGUCAGGCCAUUCGCACUACCAGGCCGCCCAGGGAACGGGAUCAUGAUGGGGCAGAUGAUUUGUUAAAUGCUGAGCGUGCUCAUCUCAUCAACAGCAAAAAGCAGUUGGAGAUUCAGCUGCGACUCGUGCAACAGCAGUUGCAGGUGCUAGAUGCAGCCAGAAAACGACUGUUUGCAGUACAUCAAGAACGUGCGCGAGUCGUCGACCUGCUGUGUCAUGCAGACUCUUCUAUCGUCAAUGCGGCAGCUAAUGCUGAAAUAUCUGACAAGAAGCGUGCCUUGAGUGCUCUUGAUGGGCGUGUCUCUGUGGUUGAUAGCAGCCGACUGGGGGUUGCCAUGACUGAUGCGCUUGGACCCUACACACCUGAGACAGACCAGGCCCUGGGUGAGGCUGACGAGGCACGUUCUCGCUCUGCCUAUCUACGCCAAGGGAUCCGGGAAACAAUUGACACCAUCGAGCGGCUUCAAAGAGCUGCUCACAAGUUGGUCAACGACGGCCUCGUUAAGAAAAUUUCCGAGACCGAGACUCUGAAGCAACAUCUUCGAGUCUGCCAUGGAGAAAACCGACAUGCGAUACAUCGUGCACAGCGCUGGUAUGAUGCAACAGAACUUGCCUGGGGUUACACGUUGGGCCCAGUCAUGAGUUCUGAUCUCAUGACACGUGAGCGACUUGACCGUCCCCUGGUGCGAGUCUUCCAGCGUCAUGUCGGCACUCAGCUGCCUGAUGCAAGAGAGAUCAUUAAGUCUGGUGAUGGCCUGCUGCAGUCACUCAAUGCCACCAGUCGCAACAUUGGCCUCAUGCGUCUGACCGAGCAAAAACUGCUGGAUGAUAUUCGCAGCAAGAGUGCAGGAUCACAUAUUGACUCACAGGUUUUCCACUUGCGUCGCAGCAAGGCCAACCAUCGAUGGUGCCUGGGUGCUGCCUUUUAAGCAGCUAGCCAGAAAAUGUAUCUUUUUAUAGCCAACCAGUACUGUUUGGGGCAUGCAGAAACAAACGUACAUUAUUGCUUAUCCUUUUUGCCUGUCUUUAUGUUUGUCUCCUACUCUUUAUUGAACCCCAGUGUAGCCCCCAUUUAGCAGAAUUUGCCACUUUUCUUGGCAGCAGGUUGGUUUAAUUAUUUGCCAAGUCUACAAGAGUGCCACAAUCUGGCAAAGUACAGGCUUACCAACAUCCUACAUUCAGACAUCAUGCAUGCAUGCUGAGCUGAAGUAUUGUUAGUCUGUAACAAAAAUUAGCUGUAGGACAUCAAAGCCAGGAAAAGGCAAAGACUUAAUGACAAGUAGAAGAAAUGGCAUUAUUUGGUAUCACUAUGCAAUGAAGAUAUACAGGCAGUCAGUAAUCAACAGAAGGCUGAGAUAUUUGACGAUAUAUUGAGAUAAGUUACUUGGCUAUCAAGAGAAGACAGUAGUGGCAGUAAACUGUGUGGACUAGGUAGCAUGAAUUAGUGUAACAAAAAUAUGCCUCACACAGAGUUAAAUAUCGAGCAGUGUUGCAGAUAAGCAAUGUCCAGACUUUGUACCCCAAUUCAACAAUACCAUCAUGGGCAUCAUUCACGGUGUAACUUUAUGUCAUUUCCAUUAGCACCUUUCUGUCUUUAUCUCAAUUUGAAUAUUUUCAUCGUUUUGUACAUCUUUCACAGGUGUCCAUUGACUUGCACAUAGCCCAAAUUUCACAACUAUCCACAUUUUUUUUUACAACACAUCCCAUUCUGCACCUUCCCUAUUUCACAGUAGUGAAGGUCCACCUACAAUCUCAAGCCUACAAAUACUAUGCUCGUCUGAAAAUUCAUUGAGAAAUCUAGGGUAAAGCUUUCAAAGCCUCAAGUAUAGGGAAGAAAAGAUAACUUCAUAUUUUCUUUAUAUUGCAGCCAUCAGAGUGUUGGUCUGUAAGCACAUGUAAUCCAUAUUUUUCCCUGGUGACCUACAGUAAAAAAGGAUUGUAAAUAGCAUGGGGCAAUGUCCUCCAUCACAGAGUGAUCCUCAGAUGUCACUGUUGCAUUUUUUAAAGUCUUGUCCUCGUGUAUUACCUUUGAUGCCUGCUUGGCACAAGCCCCUGUUUAUUAAUUCCUUUGUCAUAUUCUCUCUCUCAUACACACCCACAUAGUUUUACCCAAAUGUGUUUAAAAUUAUAACCAAUUGAAAAAAAGCAGAUGAACUUAAUGGGUUUUUUUUCAAUGCUUGUAAAAAUAAUUAACCCUUUUUUUACACAUGUAUAUGUAUUAUUCAGUGUAUAUAUAUAUGACCUUUUAUUAUUGAAAAAUGUUUUUAGAUUGUCUUUCAGAUGACCAGCACAGUAUUAGCUGUCCCGAGAAGCAUGACCGUCUUCUCAGCAUUUUACUGUAGAUUUAUAGUGUGAUGUAAUUCUCAGUUUGGACAUCUUAGUGCUUAGCCUGUGUGUGGAUGCUUUUAUUUAGUGCGAACUACCUAAGGACUGCAGCAACUUUUAUCUCUGAUUAUUACCCUUGUGCCUUCACAAGACAGGGUGAGCGGUCUGCUCCAGGCAGUCUGUGUUGUUGUGCACUGAUUUUCAUGAUCUCAUAUACAUAUAUUUAUAGUUGGUGACAGUUUCAACAAGAUCACUAUGAGUGGGUGUGUCUCUGCAUGUCAGCAUAUUCAGAUGUGUGCCCUAGGGGUGUAGUUUCAACAUGAUGCUUUCAUUACAAUAAAUGGCUAGGCAGUUGAAUUCUAUGCUAAACUGUAACAGAACUACGUGGACUCCCAAUGGCCACAAUUUUGCAGUUAUUUAAUGCGUCCAUCUCCACAGCAUGAAAAUUUCAGUUCCAGAUUUAGUAUAAGCACAAUAUUGAUCAGGGUCUGUCAGUAGGAUCUUCAAUGUACACGGAGCAGUUUGCCAUUGUGUGGAAAGGAUUCAUUAGCUGUGUAAGAGAGUGGCAAAUUGCAUACAGAAAAUUUGCCAAGAGGGUCUGAAAAUAAUUUUGCAUUGGGAUCUAAAAACACCAAAAGAGUUAAGGUUGGAGUUUCAUCACAUAAGCUUUUUGUAAUAAUCCUGAAAGCUAACAUUUCAUCAUUACUGUUAUCAAGGGUUAAUCUGUCACUAACAGAGUUACAGGCAUAAAUACACAUUUAUAGCAGUUUCUUAAAAAGAAUCAAUAUUUAAAGGCAUGUACUUGUUUUCUGCAGCUGAUCAAUAAAAAUAUAUAUUCAUGGGUUAA